GUGACAAUUUUCAGACUUCCUUAAAAAGUGCUAACAAUUGUGCGGGCCUUGACUAUAUGUUUGGUAAAUUUGAAAUUUUGGAGUCUCAUUAUUGUUAAGAUUAGAACCUUAGCAAAGUUAUGUGGAUAGGAAAACUUGCUUAUGAACAUGCACGCGUACACACAUGCUCAUGGGUGCACGCUCUCAACCAUAGGUAUAUUUGUAGCAGCCCUCAAUGAUCUUAAAUUUAUACUGACCCAAAUGAACCUGAGCGGGAAGGAUACAUGCAACCUCACAAGAUAUUGAUGUUGGGAAAAGCAAGGAAAGUUUCAGGGCGUGGAGAAGCUGUAGCAGCAAAUUAUGCUUUUGGUCCGGCUGAAGAUGAUGCAAUAAUCAAGCAUAGGCUUCUGACACGUACAACAACCACAAGGGGUGAGCCUCCAUUGAAGAAGCUUCAGAAAAAAUUCACAACCUUUGUCUCUGAGAUCGAAAAGCAAGAAGAUAACUAUAAUGACUGUGAAAAGUUAGCCAAAGCUUUCUUGCAGGAAUUAGCCACAUUCGAGAUUCCACUUCUAAAGAGUAAAGCAAUUGUUGAUGCCAAUAUUAGAGAGAAGGAAAAUUUCAACGAGCUGAAAGAUGAAAUAAAUAGGCAAAUCCUGCAAGCACAGGCUGACAUUGAAGAUCUUAAGAAGCAACUUGAAGAGAGUAAGAUUGAGAGGCAGCACAAGGAGGAAUGUGAAGCUAUUAGGAAAUUGAUUGCCCUGCAGCCACCGAGAUCAGAGACACAGAAGCUUAUAACUGAGUUAGAGAAAGAAAUUAUGGCGUUGGAUGCAGAGAAUACAGCUGGUUCGAGAUUGUUGGAGCUUCGGAAGAAACAAUUUGCUCUUCUUUUGCAUGUGGUGGAUGAGUUACAGAACACAAUAGAGGAAGAGCAGAAGAAUCUUAUUGAGGAGAUGAGAGCGGCACCUGAAGAGCUCAAGAAUGGGAUAGAAGAUGCAAGUGGGGGUUCGGAAGCUAUGGCUGUUGACUAGCAAGUGAAUUUCAUAUCGGUCCUGCCAUU
Molecule: messenger RNA, 1039 nt
Organism: Neltuma alba
Lineage: Eukaryota; Viridiplantae; Streptophyta; Magnoliopsida; Fabales; Fabaceae
Product: THO complex subunit 7A
Exons: 3
Coding region: 264-1010 (248 amino acids)
Biological process (GO): mRNA export from nucleus; mRNA processing
Cellular component (GO): THO complex part of transcription export complex
Source: RefSeq, a predicted model, not a curated record